Molecule: messenger RNA, 1795 nt
Organism: Vigna radiata var. radiata (mung bean)
Lineage: Eukaryota; Viridiplantae; Streptophyta; Magnoliopsida; Fabales; Fabaceae
Product: gallate 1-beta-glucosyltransferase-like
Exons: 1
Coding region: 184-1623 (479 amino acids)
Molecular function (GO): UDP-glycosyltransferase activity
Source: RefSeq, a predicted model, not a curated record
UACGUCCUUUCAACAUCGAUUAAAAAAUAAUAUACUGUACUUCUCUAGAUAAGGUGCCUGUGUAUUAACACCGCGUUGCAGAUGGGUGUUAGCCAGACCACCUGUAACACUUUUUCCUCCUAUUUAAUCGCUGGGUGCUACAGCUGUAUAUACUAAAUAAGGAAUACAAAAACUGAGUGAAAUAUGGACUCCGAAGCUACCAUUAACGUGCUCAUGGUCUCCUACCCAGGACAAGGUCAUAUAAACCCUUUCCUUAGACUUGCAAAGCUCCUUGCUGCUAAUGGUUUGUUUGUAACGUUCUCCACCACAGAAAUCGCUGGCAAACAAAUGCGAACUACAAACAACAUAACUCACAAAUCAGUCACUCCAAUUGGCAAUGGUUUUCUCAAGUUCGAAUUCUUUGAAGAUGGUGGCAUGACGGAUGUUGACGCUGAUGGUUCCAAGUUGAGAAGUCUCACUGACUUCAGUGCUCAGGUUGAGCAUUUUGGGAGACAAUAUGUUUCCCAAGUCAUCAGGGAGCAUGCCGAGGCAAACCACCCUAUUUCAUGCAUCAUAAACAACCCCUUUGUUCCAUGGGUUUGUGAUGUAGCUGCCGACCAUGGUAUUCCUUCUGCCGUCUUAUGGGUUCAAUCUGCUGCUGUCUUAACAGCUUACUAUAGUUAUUUCCACAAACUGCUACCGUUUCCUUCUCAAGCCGAUCCUUAUCUUGAUGUUCAAUUGCCUUCUGUAGUCCUUAAGUACAAUGAAGUUCCGGACUUUCUGCAUCCUUUUAGUCCAUAUCCAGAACUAGGGACGGUCAUACUGGAACAGUUUAAGAACUUAUCCAAGCCAUUCUGUGUGCUGGUGGAUAGUUUUGAGGAACUAGAAAGUGAUUACAUAAACUAUCUUUCAGAGUUUGUGAAUAUAAGACCCAUUGGUCCUUUGUUCAAGAUCCCAACAGCAACAGACACAAGUGAUAUCCGUGGUGAUUUUUGGAAGAGUGAUGAUUGCAUAGAGUGGUUGAACUCAAGGGCAGAGGCAUCUGUGGUGUACAUCUCCUUUGGGAGUAUCGUGUGUCUGCCGCAAGAACAAGUGACGGAAAUUGCACAUGGAUUAUUGGACUCUCAAGUCUCGUUUUUGUGGGUUCUGAAACCACCUUUUGAGGAGUUUGGGCUCCCGCCUUACGUUCUUCCUGAUAGGUUCUUGGAGGAUACGAAAGAGAAGGGCAAAGUUGUGCAGUGGAGCCCACAAGAGAAAGUGUUGGGUCAUGUUUCUGUGGCAUGUUUUGUGACACACUGUGGUUGGAAUUCAUCGAUGGAAGGUGUGGCAUUGGGAGUGCCGAUGUUGACAUUUCCUGCAUGGGGUGAUCAGGUGACAAAUGCCAAGUUCUUGGUGGAUGUUUAUGGGGUUGCCAUUAAACUGGGUUAUGGGCAGGCUGAAAAGAAACUUGUGAGCAGAGACGAGGUGAAGAAGCGCUUAUUGGAAGCAACGGUAGGGCCAAAAGCAGAGGAGUUAAAGGAAAACGCGUUCAAGUGGAAGAAGGCUGCAGAGGCCGCAGUAGCUGUGAAUGGUUCAUCUGCCAGGAAUCUUGAUGCAUUUCUCAAAGACAUAAAAGAAGGUGGAGCUGUUAGUAUCAAUAAAUGAUGCUUCAUGAAGAAAGUAUUGUGGGGUGGAAUACAUAAAUAAAUUAUUAAAUGUCCCUCAUAAAUGAAAGCAAAAGUUAAUUAACUUGGCCCACUCUUCUUACCUAGUACCAGAUUAUUGUCUCUGUACUUAUUAUUUCGAACAAUCAAUGAAUUUUCAUAAACUAUAAUUC